Messenger RNA from Cladophialophora psammophila CBS 110553, 561 nucleotides. RefSeq lists its product as uncharacterized. The transcript has a single exon. The record is from RefSeq and is a predicted model, not a curated record. Gene Ontology annotation, biological process: RNA processing. The coding region runs from base 1 to 561 and encodes 186 amino acids. NCBI's taxonomy places the organism in Eukaryota, Fungi, Ascomycota, Eurotiomycetes, Chaetothyriales, Herpotrichiellaceae.
AUGAAUGAACCACAGGCAGUCCGAGUGAGGUUUUUGCAGGACUCUGCACGCAUGUUAUGCCUCUCUGCUCCAUCCACCUCCCGACAGCUAUUGCACGAAAGCGUAGAACUUGUGCAUGGAGGGUCAUCGCACGGAGACCGCCGGCCAGGAGACACAUGCACGACAUGUGGCAGCCUGUUGUUACCGGGAUGGACAGCGUCUACAAAGAUCACCGAUACGAAGACCAAGACCAGCAAGAAGGGCCAUCCACAGAAGCGAAAGCCCCGGCGGAAGGUACAGUCUCAGCGAUGCUCCUUAUGCUAUCGCGUCACCAGGGCCGUGAUCACCAUGGGCUCGAGUCACAGAGCAAAGAAAGAGCAGCUCAAUAGUACUGUCUCCGGUGAGCGCCCUGAGGAAAUUACAGAAUCAGCAGGUAGCGCCCUUGGAAAGGCGACGAAGUCCAGCAGCAAGAAAAGGGCAAAGGCACGAAAAGACCGGGAAGGAUUGCAGGCCCUUCUAAACAGGAGCAUGCAGACCCAAGGUGUGCCCAACCUCAGCUUGAUGGACUUGAUGAAGAAAUGA